Camelina sativa (false flax) is the source of this 1606-nucleotide messenger RNA. Its product is annotated as UV-B-induced protein At3g17800, chloroplastic. The record is from RefSeq and is a predicted model, not a curated record. Lineage: Eukaryota; Viridiplantae; Streptophyta; Magnoliopsida; Brassicales; Brassicaceae.
GAGAUAAGAAUCAUAAACCAAUCCACUAACCGGUCUUUGUCACCAGUUUCCACAAUUUUUCUCAUUCUUUAGGUUUCUUCUUCCUUUCUCUCUGGCCAAAGGUCCGAUCUUUGCUUCUCUGCGAGGAUAAUCAUGGACGCCGUGGCAGCGAAUUUGGUUCAAUCUUCCGUCUUACUACGUCAAUCGUCCGAAAGGUCGGUAGUUUUAACACCCAACUGUCCUGGCUUCAUGCGAUUCGUCGGCUCCGGACCUCAAUUUCGUCUCAGAAGCAACUCUUCUCUUAAAUUCUCGAGACCAUUGCAAAGCCGAACAAGUUAUGUUAACUCUCGGAGGAGUUUUGUGGUUAAAGCUUCAGCUUCAGCUUCUGGUGGUGAAUCUUCUACAGAUUCAAUCGCGCCACUUCAGUUGAAGUCUCCUGUUGGGCAGUUUCUGUCACAGAUACUAGUGAGCCAUCCUCAUCUUGUUCCAGCUGCUGUUGAACAGCAACUUGAACAGCUCCAAAUCGAUCGAGACGCUGAGGAACAGAUCAGAGAUGAUUCCUCUGUUCCUGGAACUGGAACUGACAUUGUUCUCUACAGGAGGAUUGCUGAGAUUAAGGAGAAAGAGAGGAAAAGGGCUUUGGAAGAGAUUUUAUAUGCUCUAGUGGUUCAGAAGUUCAUGGACGCUAAUGUUUCACUUGUACCAUCCAUAACCUCAUCAUCUGCUGAUCCUUCUGGUCGAGUUGAUACUUGGCCGACUCUAGAUGGGGAACUUGAGAGACUUCACUCCCCUGAAGUUUAUGAGAUGAUUCAGAAUCAUCUUUCCAUCAUCCUCAAAAACCGCACUGAUGAUCUGACAGGGGUUGCGCAGAUUAGCAAACUUGGAGUUGGACAGGUUUAUGCUGCUUCAGUGAUGUAUGGGUAUUUCCUGAAGCGGAUCGACCAAAGGUUUCAGCUCGAGAAGACGAUGAGGAUUCUUCCAGGUGGCUCAUAUGAAGGUGAGACUAGCAUUGAGCAAGCAGGCCGAGAAACAGAGAGAAGCUUCUAUGAAGAAGCAGAAGAAACCUAUCAGGCUGUAUCCUCAAACCAAGAGGUUGGUUCAUUUGUGGGAGGGAUCAAUGCAAGUGGUGGCUUUAGCAGCGAAAUGAAUCAAUCCCGGUUGAAGACAUACGUUAUGUCCUUUGACGGAGAAACCCUCCAAAGGUACGCUACAAUAAGAUCAAGAGAAGCGGUUGGGAUAAUUGAGAAGCAUACAGAGGCAUUAUUUGGGAGGCCAGAGAUAUUGAUAACGCCACAAGGCACAAUUGAUUCGUCCAAGGAUGAGCAUAUCAAGAUUAGCUUCAAGGGGUUGAGGAGGCUUGUGUUGGAGGCUGUGACGUUUGGGUCUUUCCUCUGGGACGUGGAGAGUCAUGUAGAUUCAAGGUAUCACUUCGUAUUGAACUGAAGCGGUCUAUGUGUUUGGACUUUUGGUGAGGAUGGAUAUGCCACAUUCUUUGAGAGAGUUUGGGGAUUUGUUCUUUGUAAUAUAUGCAACUGUGAACUGACCAGCUAAUAUUUGUUGCCCUAGAAAUUGAGUUUAUCAAUACCCAUUUUAUUGGUAAUGAUACAUUCGCGAUCAAUUUGUGUUA